Loxodonta africana (African savanna elephant) is the source of this 1693-nucleotide messenger RNA. Its product is annotated as olfactory receptor 8G50-like. Gene Ontology annotation, cellular component: membrane. The coding region runs from base 78 to 1076 and encodes 332 amino acids. Gene Ontology annotation, molecular function: odorant binding; G protein-coupled receptor activity; olfactory receptor activity. Gene Ontology annotation, biological process: sensory perception of smell; G protein-coupled receptor signaling pathway. The record is from RefSeq and is a predicted model, not a curated record. NCBI's taxonomy places the organism in Eukaryota, Metazoa, Chordata, Mammalia, Proboscidea, Elephantidae. The transcript has a single exon.
CAUCUUUUUCAUACUGCUUAAACAAACACCUACCUCAAAUUUCUUCUUCUCUUCCUCCAGAAACUGCCCAGAGGAAAAUGGCAGCAGGAAAUCACUCCACAGUGACUGAGUUCCUCCUCACUAGGCUAACAGAAAAGCAAGAGCUCCAGUUGCCUCUCUUUCUUUUCUUCCUAGGAGUCCAUGUGGUCACAGCACUGGCGAAUCUGGGCAUGAUCACACUGAUUGGGCUCAGUUCUCACCUGCACACCCCCAUGUACUAUUUCCUCAGCAGUUUGUCCUUCACUGAUCUCUGCUGUUCCACUGUCAUUACCCCCAAAAUGCUGGUGAACUUUGUGACAGAAAAGAACAGCAUCUCCUACCUUGAAUGCAUGACUCAGCUCUACCUAUUUGCAUUUUUUAUUAUAUCAGAAGGCUCUAUGCUGGCUGUGAUGGCAUAUGAUCGCUAUGUUGCCAUCUGUAAUCUAUUGCUUUACAAUGUCACUAUGUCUUAUCAGGUCUGCUCCUGGCUGGUAGUUGAGGUAUAUAUGAUGGGUUUGAUUGGUGCCACAGCUCAUACAUUUUGCAUGCUUAAAGUGGUUUUCUGCAAGGCUAAAACAAUCAACCAUUACUUCUGUGAUCUUUUUCCACUACUGGAGCUGUCCUGCUCCAGCACUUAUAUCAGUGAAGUGGUAAUUUUGUGCUUCAGUACAUUUAAUAUUCUUACAUCAAUCUUGGCCAUCCUUGCCUCCUAUGUCUCCAUCAUUGCCAGCAUUCUGCUCAUCCGCUCCACUGUGGGCAGGUCCAAAGCCUUCAGCACAUGCAGCUCCCACAUCACAGCUGUUACAAUCUUCUAUGGUUCUGCAGCAUUCAUGUACCUGCAGCCAUCAAGUGUUAGCUCCCUAGACCAAGGCAAAGUUUUAUACCAUUAUUUUUAUUUUAUAUUUUAUUUUUUUAUUUUAUGUUUUAUUAUUCUACUUUAUACCAUUAUUGUGCCAAUGCUGAAUUCGCUGAUCUACAGCCUGAGGAAUAAGGAUGUCAAAGUUGCUCUAAAUAAAAUCAUUGAGAAAAGACUAUUUUGCAAUGGCAAAGACCUCUAAUUCUUGGAGAAGAUUUAGUAAGUAAGAAUUGUAGAGAUAGCAACAUAUAUACAGAAGUAGUGAGAUUAUUGCAUUACUUAUUUGGAAGAAAUAUCUAAAGGAUAAGACUAGAUUCAUAGGGUCACAUGGAGGACAGUGUCAAUUCUAGGAAGUCCCAGACGUCACCCAUAGUAACCCAUAUUACCUCUAAUCAUUUUUGUAAAAAUCUACAAAGGACUUCAGGUGGGGAUAUUAUAAUUUAUAUACAUGGGACUUAGCACUUUGUUUAAAAAAGAUUUAUUUAUCUCAAUUCAUAGAAUGAUCUGUUUGGGUUGUAUCUUUUGAUCUUCUUAACAAUUUGUGUAUCUGACCUUUAUUACUAAUAAAUGUGCAAACACACUCUUCUGGAGAAAAGUGAUCUCAAAAUAAUUUUUAAUCAUUUGAAAUCUACAAAAUUCAAUUCCUACUAGCUACUAUGUACAGAGAACUGUAUUAAGGAAUAUGGGGCAGAUGGUGAAUUACAAGACAUAAUUACUCCCCAUAAGAUUAUAACAAUGUGGUGGAAGAGACUGGUAGAAUAAUCAUGGCUAAAUACAUUAUAUGUAUUUGUACUUAUUUCUUUAUGCAACUUUUUUUUA